ACAGAAGCAAUACUCGAUCCCUAACAAGAUCAACUAGCUAGCUAAGAAGAUGGCCCUUGGGAAGGCGGCUGCGAGUUGGCGCUCCUGGAUCACGAGCGAUACCACUUUGGUGAAGGUGCAAGCGUUCACGGCAAACAGCGGGUAUCCAUGUGAGAAGACGCAUAACAUGUUCCCGGUGAUGGUGCGGGUCACGGCACUAGACGAGGGGGGAGGCUCCAAGCCGCAGCGGCACGUUGGUAUCGACAUCGUGGCUGUACUCGACAUCAGCGGGAGCAUGUUUGGGGACAAGCUGGAGCAGAUGAAGCAGGCCAUGACAAACGUCAUUGACAAGCUCGGCAACGACGACCGGCUCUCCAUCGUAUCCUUUGAGUCCAAUGUGUACCGCCUCAUGGAGCUCACAUACAUGUCUGAGCAAGGGCGGAGAGCCGCUCGGGAAAAGAUCAAUGAGCUCUUCACCAAAGGUGGCACCAACAUGGGCCCGGCUCUGCACGAGGGAGCUCAGAUUUUGCGGGGGCGCCAAACUCAGGAGAUGAGCAGCCGUGUAGGUUGCAUCGUGUUCCUGUCGGAUGGUUUGGACGAUGGUAUCUUCAAGGAAACUAUUAGCCCCGAUUUCCCAGCACACACCUUUGGCUUGGGCGACGACCACGACCCUCAUGCCUUGAAGUACAUCGCCGACCAGACCUCCGGCACGUACUCCUUCGUCAACAAGGACCCCAAGAAGAUUAACUACGCCUUCCAGCUAUUCAUUGCUGGCAUCACGUCCGUCGCCGCCACGUCCGUCGAGAUCACCCUCGGGACUCCUGACGGUGUCCUCAUAUCGUCCAUCGCGUCUGGAGGCUACCCCAACAAAACUGGCGCUGACAGGCGGUCCGGCACCGUGCACAUCAACAACAUGUACGCCGGCGAUAAGAAGAACUUCAUCGUCUACCUGGUGCUGCCAGCCACGAAGGAGGGCAAGCAGAAGGUCCUGACCAUCGGUGGCCAGUACCAUGGCCUCAGUGCCGUGAGCAAGCAGCUGGCCGACAUUGAUGUGUCUGUCAUGCGACCACUUGAUAAAUACUCCAGCAAACUAUCCGAGGACCAUGAUGUGGCAGAAGAGCUCGCACGGGUGAAACGGCUGAAUGAAAUCCGCUCGGCUUAUGAGGCAGAAGAGCUCGCACGGAUCAAUCAGCUGAAGGCCAAUGGUUCACUUUCUCCUCAACAGCAACAAGCCUAUCUUGCUAGUCUUGCUAGCAGAAUGAAAACAUUAUUGGACACUUUCCAAAAUGUGCCAGCCUUCAAGGAGGAUUAUCAGAAGAUGGUGCCGGCGGACAUCCGCAACACCGAACAGUACAAGAAAUCAGGGCUGCCUUACAUGUUGUCAUGGCUAUCUUCGAACAAUUGGCAGCGUGCAACCACCAUGGACGAUCUCUUUAAUGCUCAUUUCCUGACCCCGGGCCAAAAAGAUGUCCAGGACGCCAGCAAGGCUGCCGAUGCCUCUGCAGCCGCUGCCGCUGCUAAUCCUCCUCCUUCUCCUUCUCCUACUACUAGAUGGGGAAAGGUCAUCGCAAGGGCAAAGAGCAACCCAUGCUCUUACUUGCUACCGAGUGUUGCUGUGGCACUUGCAGUGGCCUCGCUCUUUCUGGCGAUGCUCUACUCUGCAGUCGAGGGAAGCUCCAAGCCGGCGAUGAACUUAGGCCCGCUGCAGUAUCCCAUGCUCGCAGACAACAACUAUGCUGCAUGGGCCAUCAAGAUGGAGGCAUACAUGCGUGCUCAAGGAGUUUGGGACGCGGUGGUAGCCAAAGAUCAUCCCAAAGUUUCUGCGAGGAAGAACCAAAUGGCAUUGGCCUCCAUUUACCAAGCUAUCCCGGAGGGCACGUUGUUCCUCCUAUCCCAAAAGAAGACAGCCAAGUCGGCGUGGGAGGCGCUCAAGACCAUGCACAUCGGAGACCAGCGCCUCAGGGAUGCCAAGCUGCAAACCCUCAAGCUGGAGUUUGAGGGGUUGCGCAUGAAGGAGACGGAGUCCGUGGACGACUUCGCCGUCCGGCUGACGACGGUCGUCAACAAGAUCCACGCACUCGGUGAGCACAUCGAGGAGCCCUACACCGUCAAGAAGUUCCUCCGCGCCGUCCCCAACAAGUACCUCCAGAUUGCUUCAACCAUUGAGCAGUUUGGCGACCUCAACACCAUGACACUCCAAGAGGUUAUUGGGCGGCUCAAGGUGCAUGAGGAGCGCCUAGGACGACUUGGUGCUACCGAGAAGGAGAAUGAGUUGUUGACACGCGCUGAGUGGAUAGCAAGGGAAGAGGCCGACCAUCUCAGCCGUGAUGCAUCCAAGGUAUAUGCUUCGGUUGCCAAGAUCCUCCUCCGUGACGUCGAGAAGGAGAAUGAGUUGUUGACGCAUGCUGAGUGGAAAGCGAGGGAAGUGGUUGAUCAGCUCAACCAUGAUGCAUCCAAGGUAUAUGCUUCAGUUGCCAAGGUCCUCCUCGGCAGGAGUGGGGGAGGCUAUGGCGGUGACACAUACCGGGUAAGCGCUUCCAUUGCCAAGAUUUUGGACACUUUGCUUACAAGUGCUGCGAGGAAGGAAAGGGAGGUGAAAUCCCUGAUCGUUGAAGCUCACGGUGACAAUGAAGUAACUCUUCGCCUCUGAUGAUAUCCCGAGAAUAAAGGUCGUCAAGGCAAUGGAUAAUUGUAAGUGUUUACCUGGUCAACUGCUGUGAUGUUUUAUUAUUGGUGUUGUGUGUGAGUGUGUGAGUGUUGUUGGUGGCCAGACCACUCUCUUUUUGGGUACAGUUUCCACCCUACUUUAAUGCAAAAGUUGUUCUCGUGAAAAAUGUAUGAUCAGUUUGCUUCAUGGACGCUUGGGAAUAAAAAAGAAGGAAAUAAAUAAAAUGAUCAAUGCAGUGCUCUAGCUAGAUAUGGUUUUUUUAGAAUGAGAGAUUGUUUAGCAACGCGACCAGCUUAGAUAAAGGCUUCAAAUUUUUUUUAGAACUGGAUAAAGGCUACAUGAUACCGUUGCUAAACCAACAUACAUUUUUUUAGACAAGCUAAACUAACAUACAUUCUCUCAAGAGGACAAAAAAAAAGGAAAUGAACAUUUUUACAUGGACUUCAAAAUUAUUUGGUCCUACCUCAGCCCAGUUCAGUGCAUAGGAUAACUCUUCUGGACACAACGAGGCCCGGUUAUGGGGGCGCUGCUACACCUCGCUAGGGAUAUUGAUCCUAAAAAAAACCUCGCUUGACCUAUUUAACGCUCUAUGCGUCAAACUCCUGGGGAUUUUUGCAUAGGAAAGGGACUGAGUGAACAUGGCUUCAGCUAUCCCAUUUUAGCUGUCCGGCUUUGGGAACCAUUCGGAAGGAUUCGUUUCGGUUUUUACUGCGUUUUUUCUUUGUUUUGCUGUUCUUUAACCUGUUUUCUAGGGUUUUUUUCUUUUAUGGUUUGUUAUUUUCUUUUUCAAGAACUUCCCUUUUUCAAAAUCUUCACAAUUUCAAAAAAUCUUGGUGUUUCAAAUAUUUGUUUGAACUUUCAAAAAAUGUUCACAAAUUUGAAGAAUUUUUAUA
Molecule: messenger RNA, 3540 nt
Organism: Aegilops tauschii subsp. strangulata
Lineage: Eukaryota; Viridiplantae; Streptophyta; Magnoliopsida; Poales; Poaceae
Source: RefSeq, a predicted model, not a curated record